Leptopilina boulardi is the source of this 2643-nucleotide messenger RNA. RefSeq lists its product as uncharacterized. The transcript has 8 exons. The record is from RefSeq and is a predicted model, not a curated record. The coding region runs from base 554 to 2389 and encodes 611 amino acids. Lineage: Eukaryota; Metazoa; Arthropoda; Insecta; Hymenoptera; Figitidae.
UUUAUACAAAAUAUAAUGUAAAUUUUAUAUUAUUUUGAGAUAUAUUUAAACAAAAUAUCUAUUUCUAAUUGUAUAAUUGUGAAUUAGUUUGUUAUAAUUUUGUGUGUAAAAUUUCUUAAGUGCGCGUAUAUUAUUGUUGAAGAAAAUUUUGGUACCACAUUUUUUUACUGAUAUAUCAAACACACAAAGGAUGUCGAGAAGUUAAUAUAAAGGAAAGGAAAGCAUGAAGAGAUCUGCUGAAAUGAGAUUAUAUGCAGGGCGUUUGUAUUUCUCGAAAGCGAGAAACCGCGUAUCCACGUGGAGAGUAUAUACGCGCAAAGCAAACGAGAAUUGAAGAGAUACAAAAAGAAGGAGAGCGGAAGAGUUUAAAAGAGGUGGAGGCAGUUGGUAUAAAAGGUUCGUUGAACAGAGCUUCGUCUGUUUCACACUCUCACCUUGUUGUACAACGGAUCCUGUUCCUGGAAAUAAACGCGUUUCCGAAACGACUUCCUCUUUGGCAGGACGUCCGGAAUAUUUAUUUCUUCGCGCUGGUUCAAAAGGCCACGAAAGAGCCAUGAAGUUAGUGGCGGUGUUAGCACUAUUGUGCUGUUUGACAAUUGGAGCUUUUUCAUCGCCGGUACCUCAACAAAAUGAAAGUAAAGUGGAAAUAAAGGCAACAGGAAGACAAGCUGCAGCAGUCUCAUCGGCACCUCCAGCUGCUACUGAUGAUGACGACGAUGAUGAUGACGAUGACGAUGAUCUUGAUUUACUUGCAGGAGAGGACGAUGACGACGAUGACGAUGAUGAUGACGAUGAUGAUGAUGACACUGGUUCAGAUUAUAUUGAAAGAAUACUUGACGAUUUUCUCGGAGACGACGAUGACGACGAUGAUGAUGAUACUCCUGCGGCAGCGGCAGUUCCCGCAGCACCUAUUGUUCAACAAGCUGCACCGAGUCAAGUAAUUCCUGCGGCAGUUCAAGCCGAUUUAAAUGCAAUUCCAGUUGACGAUGCCGCUGACGAAGCAUCGUCGGAGGCAUCAAGUGACACGGACGUUGGCACUUAUGAGGAUGACACACCUGAAGGACAAGCGGCGUCGACAGUUCCCGAAGUUGUAGCUGAAAUUGUACCCUCGGCUCAUCAGGUUUCAUUGAAUCAGGCGGUAAUUGCACCGGCGGCAGUGGCAGCGCCAGUUGCUGCAUCCGAUGACGAUGACGACGACGAUGACGAUGAUGAUGAUUCAAUUCCUGGUAUUGAGGACGACGACGAUGACGAUGAUGAUGAGGAUGAAGAUGACGAAGAUUCAGACGACGACGAUGAUGACGAUGAUGUUACUGAUGCUGAGGAUGUCGUCGAUAGCAUUACCGAAGCGCGACAAGCACGAAUGUUAAAGUCUCCCAAUCGGCCAAAAAGUGAUGUGACGAGUAUUUAUGUGACAAAAUACAAUCGAUUUGUUGACAAUAUUUUAGGACGUAUUAAUAAAAUAUUAAGCACCAAUUAUGAUCCAGUUACUGUGAAAUUAAGUAAUCCAAAUUCCAGUUCAAAAUCGAAUAAAACAAAAUUCAAGAAGAAAAAUUCCAAAAGAAAGUCAAAUAAAAAAGGAAAGAGAAAAAGUGCUAUGGGAUCAACAACAACAAUUUCUGAUAAUUCAGUUGAAUUGAAAAAUGGAACUUCAUCACUGAGAUUUUCUACAGUUGCAAAGAAAAUGGAGGAAUUUUCAAAGGAUUCAACUUCACCGAUUAGUACAACUCCAAUUAUGCAAACAAUAACACCUUCAAUUAUUGAUGAUGAUAAUAAGGAAUUAAUUGAAGUUGUCACUAUUCAAUCAGCAACUGGUCGUCGAGCUCCAUCUUCAAAUUCUUCCAAAAGGAAGAAAACGAAGCCUAAAAAUAAAACUAAGACAAAAACAAAAUCGAAAAUUGCUCCCACUGUCAAACCAACCACAUCUUCUUCAUCAUCCUCAAACAAAAACAAAUCGAAAAAAAGUAAACCAAGAGCAAAAGCAACACUUUAUGGAUUAGCAUCACUUCAAAGAUCUGGUGAUGUUUCUGUAAAUAUGAUGAAGGAUCAUACAACAAUAAAAACGAAAUUUAGUUUAGGACCAUUAAUGUUAAAAGUUGAAAAAGAAUUUGGUAGAUCGGCGAAAAAAGAAUUAAGAAGUGCAACAGCAACAACUGCCGAAAUGUCUGGAAGAUUGAGUCUUCGUGUUCUUAAUGGUGGAGCAGCUACUUUGCACUCUAUUCGUGUUUUACAACCCAAACAGGUUCGAGUUGAAAGUGCAGAUGAUCAUGACAGAACACGAGAAUUCGUUUGGAAAAGAUCUUCACAUAUUGCUCAUUUAGUGUCACAAAAACUUUCUUCCGCUACCAGGUCGAUGCUUCGACCUCCACCUGUGCCAGUUGCUGCCGCCUAAUUUCCCUUUUCUUCAUUGAUACAAAAUCUUAAAAGAUUUUGGCAAAAAAUGAAAAUCUGAUAUUAUGAAACAAAUUUGUUUUUAACAUUUUUUGUUUUGUUUUAUAAUUUUCAAUUGUCUUUUUUUUUUAAUAAGGUUGAAAUUGUUGCAGAUUUUUAAAUAGUUGAAUUUAAAAUUAUUAUAAUUAAUUUAUAUUUUAUUAUUAUUUAUUUUUUCAAUUAUAAAAAAUUUUUACAUUUAUUUUAGUUGAAAUA